UCGUCGUAGCGUGCGAUGGUAAGAGUCAGGAAAUGUGUAUUCUUCACCACUAUUAAUUUCAGUUUUGACUGGCUUUUGGUCAUCUCAAUCAACCAGCGAAAGAGAAUUGAUGUUGCAUGUUGUCUGUGUAUUUAGCAGCAUUGUUCGAUUGCCGCAUUUGCCAGUGGGACACCAAGCCUUCAGAGGGGAUGUCUGUGAGCUUUUUGUAGAGGGGUAUUUAGCGCAUUUUAAGGAACAAAAAUGCAUCAGGCACUGAAAAUUUUCUUGACAGAAGGACAUUGCUGGGACGACUUCAGCAGCAAGACAUAUGCCGAACUAUUUCAACGGCUAGACACAAACAAAGAUGGAAAAGUGGACGUUGCAGAGCUCAGGGCAGGACUUACUGCCAUGGGCGUCACAUUUCGCAAGGGAGCAGCUCAGGAAAUUGUUGAGUCAGGUGAUAUUAAUAAGGACGGAGGGCUGGAUUUCAACGAGUUUUCCAGGUACCUGAAAGACCAUGAAAAGAAACUACGUUUGACGUUCAAAAGCCUGGACAAAAACAAGGAUGGUCGCCUCGACGCCUCUGAAAUCAAGCAGUCUUUGGGCGAGAUUGGCAUUGACAUAACCAAAGAGGAGGCCCUGAAGAUACUGCAGAGUAUUGACAUUGACGGUACCAUGACAGUGGACUGGCAUGAAUGGAGAGAGCACUUCCUCUUCAACCCUGCCACUAACCUGGAAGAUAUCAUUCGCUACUGGAAGAAGUCCUCCGUGCUGGACAUUGGAGACAGCCUCUCCAUCCCAGACGAGUUCACGGAAGACGAGAAGACCACGGGCAUCUGGUGGAAACAGUUGGCAGCCGGGGCGAUAGCAGGGGCAGUCUCCCGCACUGGCACUGCUCCGUUGGACAGGAUUAAGGUUUUCAUGCAGGUCCAUUCUUCAAGGUCAAAUAAGAUCAGCCUGGUUGGUGGCUUCAAGGGAAUGAUAAAGGAGGGCGGCGUGGCAUCCCUGUGGAGGGGCAACGGCAUCAACGUCAUCAAGAUCGCCCCAGAGACCGCAAUCAAGUUCAUGGCAUACGAACAGUACAAGAAGCUGCUGUCGUCGGACGAUGGGAAAGUGAAGACUCAGCAGAGGUUCAUGGCCGGCUCCUUGGCUGGAGCAACUGCUCAGACUCUUAUCUACCCCAUGGAGGUAAUGAAGACCAGGCUGGCCCUCCGGAAGACAGGCCAGUAUUCCGGAAUGGCUGACUGUGCCAAGAAGAUUCUACAGAAGGAGGGCAUCAAGGCGUUCUACAAAGGCUAUGUUCCAAACCUUAUAGGAAUCAUUCCCUAUGCCGGGAUCGACCUUGCUAUAUAUGAGAGCUUGAAGAAUGCCUGGUUGUCCCGCUACGCCAAGGACACGGCUAACCCUGGUAUCCUGGUGCUCCUGGGCUGUGGAACCAUCUCAAGCACGUGUGGACAGCUUGCCAGUUACCCACUUGCUUUAGUGCGGACACGGAUGCAGGCUCAAGCGUCCCUGGACGGCGGUGAUAAGACUUCAAUGAGUUCGCUGGUGAAGAGCAUUGUGGCGAAGGAGGGCUUUUUUGGCCUCUACCGCGGCAUCCUCCCUAACUUCAUGAAAGUCAUUCCUGCUGUCAGUAUUAGUUACGUGGUUUACGAGUACACCAAAACAGGACUUGGCAUAUCAAAAUGACAAGGAAAAUAAAUGUGUUACGUUCAUUACUCUGUUCUGCUAAUUGAGGUCAUUCAGUUUGCCUGACAUGCUCCUUAGACGGACGUUACAUGUCACAUCUGAAGCAAACAAAGUCGAAUGGCUUGAAUGACAGGGUUGGCAAUGUUUUUUUUUAAACUCUUAUAUGGACUGAAGCAUGGUUUAUAUUCACUAUGAAAUGCACUCUUAAUAGGACCAAUAGAAAAUGUUCAAAUCAUGGAUUUAAUUUUUUAUUACAUACAUCUCUUUGAAUGGCCAAAGCCAAGUUUACCAUAGCAAUAUCAAUACAACAGCCAAACAAGUGCACUUGUUGCCAUCUUCAGCCAUGUCAAAGUAGCAUGUGCCUUGAAUGUGCCUAUGUUUUAUGUUUUUUAUACGCCUUUUGUUUCAUACGUUUACAUUCUGUCAGUUACAACACUGUUAUUUUGACAUGAUAAGUUUGAUUUUGAGCAUUUUAUGAAAAGCAGACCUGCAUUAUGCAUUAUGUACUGUAUGUAAGGAAAAUAUGGAAAAAAUGUCUUAAAUGUGGAGACACUGCAUCACCACUAAAUGUGAACAUUAAAAUAUAUUGUUUAUACGAA
Engraulis encrasicolus (European anchovy) is the source of this 2267-nucleotide messenger RNA. RefSeq names its product mitochondrial adenyl nucleotide antiporter SLC25A24-like. NCBI's taxonomy places the organism in Eukaryota, Metazoa, Chordata, Actinopteri, Clupeiformes, Engraulidae. Gene Ontology annotation, molecular function: calcium ion binding; ATP transmembrane transporter activity. The record is from RefSeq and is a predicted model, not a curated record. Gene Ontology annotation, biological process: ADP transport; transmembrane transport; ATP transport. The transcript has 10 exons. Bases 241 to 1668 code for a protein of 475 amino acids. Gene Ontology annotation, cellular component: mitochondrial inner membrane.